AUGAAAGCUGCUCGUGCAGUGCGGGUGCCCCGCGUACAGGCAACCAGCCGCGUCAACACUCGACUAGUGAGCGGUACAGGCAACGUUAAGUCAUCCGUUGCUGCCGGCGCCGCAACUAGUGUUUGGCAAUCUCAAUCUCAAACCCAAUCACCAACCCCACGCAAGGCUUUGAAUUCGCCGCUUGCCAAACUCCCCUUGUCAUCUGUUCUGCGCUCGCUGCUGGUGCUGUCAGUCUCGUCUUCUCCGAUCUUGCUCAAGCCUUGCAUUUAUACUCUAUCCUUGUUGGCGCACCCUCGCUCUGCACUGUGGGAUGUCUCCAAGAACCCGCUGCUGAAUUUUAUGGUGAAACACACCGUAUAUAAACAGUUCAAUGCAGGAGAGAAUAAGUCCGAGGUUCAAAGGUCCAUUCAGAAUAUCAAGGGUCUAGGAUGCCGAGGUGUUCUGCUUGGUUAUGCUCGUGAGGUGCUGGUUGGAGAGAAUGCAGAUGCCCCAAUAGAUGCGAAGGCUGCUCUCGCUGAAAUCCAGAUGUGGUUCGAUGGUACUAUGCGUACAGUCGAUAUGGCCCAAGAGGGGGAUUUUGUUGCUCUCAAAUUCACCGGUAUGGGUACCGAUGCCCUUAGACUCCUUCAAAAGGAAGCUGCGCCAACCGAGUUUAUGGAUGCUUCUAUCCUGAAGGUGUGCGACUUGGCAAUCUCCCGAGGUGUUCGUCUGCUCGUCGACGCCGAGGAGCAGGCUGUCCAGCCCGGUAUUGAAGAAUGGAUCAUGAAGUACCAGAAGUACUGCAACUCUCAGACCCCCGGCCGCGCCAUCUUCUACGGUACCUACCAGGGAUAUCUCCGAUCAACACCCUCCACUCUGGCCCGUCACCUCGAGACUGCUCGUGCCGAAGGAUAUACAUUGGGUGUCAAGCUGGUUCGCGGUGCUUACAUGAAGACGGAGCCUCGCCACUUGAUCUGGGCUAAGAAGGAGGAGACUGACCAGUGCUACGACGAGGUCGUUGAGGCUCUCUUGACCCGGAAGUACAACUCCAUGAUGCAAUCCCCUUCAACCGACCCGUCUGUUCAGUUGCCGCCCGUGAAUGUGAUUAUCGCCACACACAACCGUGAAUCCGUCCGCAAAGCCCACGCCAUCCGCAUGCAGCAGGCUGCCAACGGAGAAGAUUAUGGUGUCGAUCUUAGCUACGCACAACUCCAGGGCAUGGCUGAUGAAGUGAGCUUGGAACUUCUCCAGGGUUUUGAGAGUGCCGAAGCUAGUGUCGGUGCCACACCAAUGGCGGCACCCAACGUUUUCAAGCUUUUGACUUGGGGUUCCGUUCAGGAAUGUAUGGGUUUCCUCUUGCGCCGUGCCGUCGAGAACACCGAGGCCGUUGGUCGCACCAAGGACUCCCAGCUGGCAAUGUUCAGUGAGUUGAAGCGCCGGAUUGUUGGAGGCAGCAAAUAG
Penicillium verhagenii is the source of this 1440-nucleotide messenger RNA. RefSeq names its product proline dehydrogenase family protein. The record is from RefSeq and is a predicted model, not a curated record. The coding region runs from base 1 to 1440 and encodes 479 amino acids. The transcript has 2 exons. NCBI's taxonomy places the organism in Eukaryota, Fungi, Ascomycota, Eurotiomycetes, Eurotiales, Aspergillaceae. Gene Ontology annotation, cellular component: mitochondrion. Gene Ontology annotation, molecular function: FAD binding; proline dehydrogenase activity.